AUGGAGCAGCAGCAGGGCGACGUCCGGAUCCAGAUGCCGAGAGUGAAACUCGGCAGCCAAGGGCUGGAGGUUCUGUCACUCUCUCUUCCGAUUCCCGUUUCCGUUAUCACUCUGCUAGAAUCUCUGGUUCAUCUUCCGUCUCUCCCUGUCCGUCCAUGUGUUCGUCUCGCUGCGAGCGUACGCUACCUGGUGAUGGAUUUCUUCUUCUCGUCCUGUUCAGGUUUCCAAGCUGGGGUUCGGCUGUAUGGGCCUCACCGGGGUGUACAACUCCCCGGUCGACGAAGAAGCAGGGAUCGCCAUCAUCCUUCGGGCCUUCGAGCGGGGCGCCACCUUCUUUGAUUCCUCCGACGCCUACGGUCCCCUCACGAAUGAGAUUCUCCUCGGCAAGGCAUGAAGAAGCAGAUCCUCUUCCUCUGUUUCUCCCACUCUCUGUUUGGGUGACGAGGGAACGAAAUGGGCGUUGACUCCCGUUCCUUCUGUAUCAGGCCCUGAAGCAGCUGCCUAGAGAAAAAGUUCAGGUGGCCACCAAGUUUGGGAUUGCGAAGAUCGAUCAGACCGGAUUGGUUGUUAAAGGCACCCCUGAAUAUGUGCGCGCAUCCUGCGAGGCGAGCCUGCAACGCCUCGGCCUAGACUACAUUGAUCUCUAUUACCAGCACCGGAUUGACACCUCCGUGCCAAUUGAGGAAACAGUGAGUUCCUUGACAAGUUUAGUAUGUUUCCUUUGUGAUCAAUCUGGGAAAUAACCUCUCUUUCAUGACUCGUUAGAUUGGGGAGAUGAAGAAAUUGGUGGAAGAGGGGAAAGUGAAGUACAUCGGGUUGUCAGAGGCGAGCCCUGAUACCAUUCGUCGAGCUCAUGCAGUUCACCCUGUCACAGCCCUCCAGAUCGAGUGGUCCCUCUGGACCCGAGAUAUCGAAGAAACCAUUGUUCCACUCUGCAGGUAGUAUCGAUCACUGAUCUUUAGUUGUUCCAUUUGUGGGUGAUGCAAGACCCAUAUAGUAUGCACCAUGUUCUUCUUACACUACUUGAGUUCUUACUGGUUUUGGCGUUCUAAGUUGAAUAAUGUGCAUCAGAACUCGCAUUUAUUGCAUGAAUUUCACUCUCGGAAGAGCUGUGAAAUACGUUUUCCUCUGUUUGGGCUCAUUGGGUCCUCAGGGAUGACGUGCAAAGGGAAUGAUGGAGGCCUAAACUCUAGUUCACAGGAUAUAUUAGCCCUUGUAUACAUUGGUCAGGUUAUAGGCCGUGUAGUUGGCUGUGUUGAGACGAUGUGAUUUUAUAACGCGAGGAAGAAGGAAAUGGUGAAUCUGGGGCCUGGCACAUGUGAUGCAAGGAAGGUUUAAGCGAUGAAAUCUGGUCUGACAUUUUUGUGUUGCUGAUCUUCUCUCAAGUAGGUGGAUUUUUAUGCUGAUGGAGUUGUAGUUUUCCUUCUCUCAGAAAGCUACGUUGUUCGUCAAGAAGCCGUUUGAAUGGAUGGUACUAUAUUAAUAUGUACGAAUGCAAGUGAUGAGACACGUCUUGAUUUGCUCUAGCAUCUAUUGAUUCUGCUGGCAAUGUCCCGCUGGGCUUAGUCAAUACUAGUUUCUAUGAGAAUUGGGGAACAUGAACCUGAGCCAAAAUCAUCGUACACCUCAACUGAGCUAAGUUAGAUCAGUCUGGUUGAAGUCGAGUACUUUCUUUGAAUCAGACUACCAUCACUUUCACUGUGUAUACUGCAUCCUGAAAGGUUUACUUCAGGUAUUGCAUCCACCAUUAUUAGGCAGCAAUCAUGCCAGAGCAUCCACACAAGACUCUAGUGACCACUGAGGUGAGAAACCAUGGGAGAGAAGCUACAGGUUUUGGUGGUGGCGACCUAUUGCAGAUGGUACAGGGAAGAUGAUUCUGCCCCUUCAGGAGUGUCUUGGAUUUGAGAGAAAGAGUUGGGGAAGCCCAACAUUGCUAGAAUACUUGGUAGAGUGUUUACAGUCCUGUUAAACCCUCCUCUUUGAGCUAAUUCAAUCUCAAAUUUGUGCAAGAUCCAAACUAAACAUGUUUUUCUUAAGGGCCCCAGAAAUUCGGAGUCUCAUAUCAGAGAGAAUUACUUGAAGCUGAGCUCAGAAGCAUGAUCUGUUUUUCUUCAGACUGUCCCCUCUCUGAUACUCCAUCUUUUAUUCAGGAUUUCAGUUGAAGGGAGCAUGAUCGUGGACAAAGGAAAACAGAUGAAUGGAGAUAGAUGAGAGUGUUGGUGGCCUUCAAAGUGAGAUAAACACUGAAGGCCUAGGGUUGAGAAACACAGAUCUGUGAAGUUGCACAGAUAACGCAGCAAGAGUGAAGACAUUGCCCUAAGGGUUGAGAAAUAUAUAGCUACACUGAAGGUCUAGGAAAAGGUAGUUCUAUUAAUUGUUAGGAAUGUGAUUCAGAUAAGCAGUUAGAUGAAGAUAUUUUCUACUUCCAGAAGGUCAUUCGGACUCAUUACUGGCAGCGAAUAAAUUCUUUAAAUUUAUUUGAAGAAUGUAGCUUGUUAAAAUAGCUGAGAGGCAGGAGGGAAAGGUUGGGGGAGGGAAGCAAGUUGGGAAAGGGAGCCUCUUUAUUAUGUAAUUAAAAGCUCGUAUCCUGAGAUGAAUGAAUACCCGUAAUAUUAGUGAUCAACUUGAAAAAAGCAAAUAAACUUGCUGCUGGAAGGGAUCACAUCAUGAAUCAGAACAUUGAUUGGAUCUAUUGGCAUAGGACUAAGAGGGAUGUAAUUUCUAGAACAGAAAUCAAGAAACUGGAUGGAAACAUAUCAGCAAGCUGGACGGUAUUUGCCCUGAGGGAACCUAAUAAGGGUAGGCUUUAGUUUAGAAUGAAGAGGUUUGGGCUGUGGAGAUCUGUAAUAAAUGUGGAUACUGUAUUUUAUCCAUGCUUAGAAUGCUCAAGAGACCGGCCUUGAAUUCUGUUAAACCAAUAUAAACGUCAGAUUCAUAACAGGAUCACGAUGAUUUAUCAUUAUAGCCAUAGUUGAAGCUCUAAAGUCAAACCAGUUUCAUCUAUUUUCUCUGGACUUCCCGACAUAUGAACAAGCUGAAGUGUGAGAAUACUUUUCCCCAGAAAAUAUUCUUUUGAUAUGACCCUUCCGGCUCAUUGGAUUCUCUGGCAAUUGAUAGUGAUAGCUUCUGAUGAAUAAAUAUUGAAUUUUUUUAAUUAAUGAUUCAGUUCCCUGAUUGGAAUGAAGUUUUUCUACAAUGACAAAUGAAAGGCCUAUUUUUAAGAUUGAAUAAUUUCUGUUGACUAAAUAGGACGGUCUUUCUUUCAUAACUGAUCAUCCUGAACAAUCUGUUCAAGAUCUUGAUGUCUUAACCAGCCAGUGAUUUAGUGACUUUCCCCUGUAAGAUGUUUUUUUCUGGAUUAUGGGUUUGAUGGAAAGAAAGAAAUUAUGUUCGAGCUUUAACACAUGGAAGUUUGCCAGGAUCUUUUUCUAUAUGGUGAUUUCAACUUUCUUUAUUUUGAUUGGAAAAGGUCUGGCCAUCACAGAUGGUAACAAGACAUAGGGAUAUGGUUGGCCAGUGGUUUUGAAGCAGUCUUUGGGUUGAAAUGACUGGCAUAUGAUUUGCAUUGGUGUCAAAUGCUGAAUAGAAGUUGAUUGGAUGCUAAUCUGAAUGGGAGUGCUACUGCAGGAAUUUAUGAAUGAAAUAAGGGGUUUGCCAUAUAUGCUUUGACUUAAUUAUUCACUCUUCAUGAACGUGUACGUGUGUCUCUAUUUACCUGCUUCCCAUUGUAUUUUAGUUCAUUGGUUGGCAGUAAGGUUCAUUCAUUAUGGUUGCUAGAUGUUCAUAAUGGUCAGAAAGCGAAAUCUGAGAGUAAUAUUUUAUUUCUCAUGAUUAACGAGAAUUUUUCUCUUUUCGGUCAAGAAUAUUUUAAAGUGCAAGUUUCGAAAUCUCAGAUAUUCUUGAAUGAGCGAACUCAGAACUGUCUUUCGUUUCCCUCAAUGUUAUAACCAUGAAACUGCAGACGUGCAUUUUUUCAUAUAAACUUGCUGAUAAAUUUUUUUCUCGUUUCUAUUAUUUUUCUUGAUAGUUUUCAUCUACAAAUUACGUGCAUGAUGCUUUACAGGGAACUUGGGAUUGGCAUAGUUCCUUACAGCCCCCUUGGUCGUGGAUUUUUUGCUGGAAAGGCUAUAGUAGAAAGUUUACCAGAGAAUAGUGCCCUUGUAAGAUCUUGGCCUGGAAACUGGUUUUUUUUUAUCCAGUGGGUUAUAUUUUUUGCACAGUUAUUAAUUACAUGUAUUAUUGAGAGGGAAUCAUUGCUAGCAUCUUAAGUUUCAGAAUGGUUGAAAUUUAUAUUACGGUGCUUACACUUAUAUGAUAACAUAAGAUAAUGGUUAUUUUAUCAGGUUACAGGUACAUAAUAUUUUUUUUAUUUUUUCUAUUGUUUGGCAUGCUCAUUUGUUGGAAUUUUUAUUUUUUUUUCUGUGAUAAGAGAAUGGGUAUGAGAUGCUUCAUGCGGUAGUGAACCUUUGCUUAUGCAUCUAUUGUAUUUACUUCGUUUAGGUUACGCAUCCAAGGUUCUCUGGAGGAAAUUUCGAGAAGAACAAAGUUCUGUAUGCACGCUUAACAGAUCUAGCUGCGAAGCACCAAUGCACCCCUGCCCAAUUGGCUUUGGCCUGGAUUCUUUAUCAGGGUGAUGAUGUUGCUCCAAUUCCAGGUGAGUGUCUGCCUCUGUUUCUUCACACAAAUCACUCUUUCUUCCUUCUGAAAACGCUGUUAGUUACUUACUAGCGCUUAUCUCAUGAUUUAAGAAUCUUACCAGUAUGCAGAAUUAUCUGAAUCUUUAUCUCACCAGUUCGAAAAGCAGUUUUAGUCCAAAUGGGAAGGGGACACAACAGGUAAACAAUGCCAUGAUGAAUCAGAUCCGCCAAAGAAAAAGAAACACAUAUCUCAUGAUUUAAGAAUCUUACCAGUAUGCAGAAUUAUCUGAAUCUUUAUCUCACCAGUUCGAAAAGCAGUUUUAGUCCAAAUGGGAAGGGGACACAACAGGUAAACAAUGCCAUGAUGAAUCAGAUCCGCCAAAGAAAAAGAAACACAUCAUCUGAAACUCCUAGGGUGGCAGCAGGGUGAUUCGAAUAUCUUGGGAUCAGGUGGUCUGGUGAUCUGGGCCAUUAGUAAAAGAUGCUAAAUUCACCAGUUUCUUAUUAAAGUUUCCCACAUUGUGGAGAAGUUUUGUUUUAAUCAUCUUUUCUCUGUGACCACAUGCAUGAGGUUUAUAUAGAGUUAGUAGACAUUCUUGUUGUAGGAAUGAUUGCCAAUGAAGUAAUCCUGGAACAGCUAUCCUCUCCUGUGAAUGGAAAUAUAUGGCAUACACUUUCCCAGGUCAAUGGCACAGAAAUUGUUCUUAUUGUUGUUUCUCUUGCUUGCAGCCGGAUUCUAGAUAAAAGUGGAAAAUAAUAUGUGAAUUCGAUUAAUGUAGGUAAUUAAUCGGAACAAGAAAAAGGUAAAUGGCUCAACUAGGCGGUAACCUGUCUGUAGGAAUAAAACGAAAUUUCCUUUGAAAAGAUUGGGGAAUUUCUUCUACAGGAAGGUGAGUGGACUGUACGUUCUAUAUUACCAACAUAUUCAACAUUCAUUUCGUAUUAUGUAAUCAUCUCAUGGCAAAAACCUCUCAGACGUUAUAUAUAAACUGUAGAAAGGAAUUUUUUGGGAUAUUCUUUUCUGAAAAAUUUCCUUGGAUAAGAUUCAUAUAUUGUGACACAAAUUUUACCUCUCUCCAUCUUCAUCUUGUCUUCUACAUUUUUCAUCUCUGGUGAACUUCGAGGCUUGGCCCAUGCUGUAUGAACUUGUGUUACGAACGAACAAGUUUUCUCCCUGGCAUGCGGUACCAUCAGACAUGUAAUAUUGGCAACCAGUGGACGAGUCGUGUUGAAUCCUUGAAUCCUAUACUAUAUUUGGUCAAUUCUGGACUGUGGGAAGCAUUUAUAUUAUGCUCAAGUACGAUAUGGAUAAUUUUAGCUCUAGACUCUAGAUGCUUAAUGCUAAAUGUAUAAUUUUUGAUCCAUUGGAUACUAGUCAUAUGGAGUUGAGUGAGUAGAUUUUGUUGACAAUUAGUAAUAACCAACCUCAGACUUGCUCGUAGAUUUUGUUGACUAUUAGUAAUAACCAACUUGAGACUUGCCCUUGUUGCAAGAGGUAUCUGGAGCUCCGUUGGGGCAUUUUCCAAUCAGCCCAGUGCCAUGGAUAUGCUUAGAUUGAGUAUCAUUGCUGUUUUAUAGUUGCCCUAAAUUCUUUUAGAGAAACACAUCACUUCCUGACAAGUCUUUUCGAAAUCAAGCGGCCAUUGUUGGCAGCGCCUUAAGAACAGUGUUUUCUGUUGCCAAUGUUUUCAGCGAAAAAGCAGGCCUUCCUGACUCGUGUGGCGCUUCUAUCAGGGCAUCGAAAUUCUAUGAUUAUUUAAUGACAAAGCAUGCCAUAAUGGAAUUGAAAUGCUCCCACAAUUCAUUGUCAUAAUUCAUUUUCAGCAUGUGUAAACUUUGGGUUGGUAGUUUGAACUGUUUGCUACCUGCUCCGUGUCAACUGGGCUGUCAGAAAUCGUCGUCUCUUACUGGGUUUCUCUCAUUCUCUACAGGGACUACAAAGAUCAAGAACCUUGACGACAAUAUUGAUUCUCUGAAGGUAAAGCUUGCAGCUGACGAACUGAAAGAGAUUUUGGAUGCAGUUCCUCUAGAAGAGGUGGCGGGUCACAGAACCUAUGCUCAUGUUAAAAAUGCGACAUGGGAGUCCGCAGAUACACCAUCCCUUGGUGGUAGCAAUGCUGCUGCACCCUAG
Messenger RNA from Spirodela intermedia, 6768 nucleotides. The record is from the annotation of a GenBank genome assembly. NCBI's taxonomy places the organism in Eukaryota, Viridiplantae, Streptophyta, Magnoliopsida, Alismatales, Araceae.